AUGGUGAAUGUUCCAAAAACAAGAAAAACAUACUGUAGCAACAAAUGUAAAAAACAUACAAUGCAUAAAGUCAGUCAAUAUAAAAAAGGAAAAGAAAGAUUAUCAUCAUUAGGAAGAAGAAGAUAUGACAUGAAACAAAAAGGUUUUGGAGGUCAAACAAAACCAGUCUUUAAGAAGAAAGCUAAAACUACUAAAAAAAUUGUUCUUAAAUUAGAAUGUACCAAAUGUAAGAAAAAAAGAUUUCAAACCAUGAAAAGAUGUAAAACUUUUGAAAUGGGAGCUGAUAAGAAAAAGAAGGGAGGAGCAGUAUAUUGA
Plasmodium adleri (nom. inval.) is the source of this 315-nucleotide messenger RNA. RefSeq names its product 60S ribosomal protein L44. Bases 1 to 315 code for a protein of 104 amino acids. Gene Ontology annotation, molecular function: structural constituent of ribosome. Gene Ontology annotation, cellular component: cytosolic large ribosomal subunit; ribosome. Gene Ontology annotation, biological process: translation. The record is from RefSeq and is a predicted model, not a curated record. Lineage: Eukaryota; Apicomplexa; Aconoidasida; Haemosporida; Plasmodiidae. The transcript is spliced from 2 exons.